CUGACAUCCGUGUGUCCCUGUAAAAGUCCUCGGAAUGACCAAAACGGGAGCAGCCGUCGAUUUUGGGUGGAGUAGCCACUUCAAUGUACCAGCAAUAACGACAAUUGAUAGCAUGUCAAUGACAUAAAUAUGAACUCGAACGUACCGUAUUUCUGUUAGUUAAGUGGGCACACCUUAACAAUACGGUAGCAUUUGCCAUUGUGUUGUUGACUUCGUUUUAUGGCGGGUCUGUCGUAUUUAGUUUUAAGAUUUUCGGGAUCCGCCGGUCGGUCCUAUGGAGUGUUUUCCAAAGGGUUGACGAGGACUUUGUUGAUAUUUUUUGAUCUUGCAUGGCGUCUGAGAAUCAGGUUCCCCUAUAUCUACCUCAUCGCGUCGAUGAUGUUCAAUGUGAGAUUACAGGUCCACAUCGAAAUCCACUGAUCCACCCUCAUUCAGAGUUGAGGACCUCUGCUUGGCGUGGCUGGUACCUUGAGGACGAUCAUGUGGACAAGGAUGACACUACUAUCAAAAAUGAGUGUCAGUGCACAAAAUGUCAGGAAUGGUGUCCAAUUCAUCACUGAGGCACGGUGCCUUAGUUUGGAAAGGACACAUCCCAAAAGUGACCUGGGGCGGGUGUUGAUCUGUGAGUGUUGUGAGACACACCCGUCAUAGUCCUACCUUUGCUGUAGACGUUGGGCUACCUGUUUGGUCAAUGGAAAAAGCAGCAGAUGGAGAGUGGGAUGUGACACACUGCCCUAUGUUUUUAUUCAAAUGGCGAGGACCUACUGACAUUUGUGAUGAAGUUUCCUAACGAGAAAGAAAGCUGAUGUUUCUCUGGGACUUUCUAUCCACUCUUUAUUGUCAAAGGUUGACAUCUUUGUUAAUUUGGAUUACCAUGUUAACCUGUGAAAUGAUGACAAAAAAAAAAACUGGAACAAUUGUUACGGAUGUGUAGAAUUAUAUAAUUAUUGACACUGCAUGACACCUUCUGGC
This is a messenger RNA of Gadus macrocephalus (Pacific cod), 972 nucleotides long. Its product is annotated as small integral membrane protein 10-like protein 2A. NCBI's taxonomy places the organism in Eukaryota, Metazoa, Chordata, Actinopteri, Gadiformes, Gadidae. The transcript is spliced from 2 exons. The record is from RefSeq and is a predicted model, not a curated record. Bases 220 to 420 code for a protein of 66 amino acids.